This is a messenger RNA of Musa acuminata AAA Group (dessert banana), 1200 nucleotides long. RefSeq names its product protein neprosin-like. The transcript has 7 exons. The record is from RefSeq and is a predicted model, not a curated record. Bases 1 to 1200 code for a protein of 399 amino acids. Lineage: Eukaryota; Viridiplantae; Streptophyta; Magnoliopsida; Zingiberales; Musaceae.
AUGCGACUUCAAGUUAGUGUGGGUGUUUACAUUCAAAUUAUGGCUUUCAUCCUUAUCAUCCUCCUAUUGCACUUUGCUUUAAGUGAAGGAUGGACUAAUUUUGAUGAUCUCGACGUAGAAGAACAGCUUAAGAUCGUGAACAAGCCAGCAGUGAGAAGCUUUCAGAGUGGAAAAGGGGAUAUAUUUGAUUGUGUUGAUAUGUUCAAGCAACCUGCUUUUGAUCAUCCUUUACUUAGAAACCACAAGAUUCAGAUGAGACCCACUGCAUUUCCAGAAGGGAAAGGUGCUCCAAGAUCUAUAAAUGCUUCCUCACAUUCUAAACUCAUGGGCUUUUCAUGCCCAAAAGGAACAGUUCCUAUUCGCAGAACUACAAAGGAAGAACUAUUAACAGCAAGAUCACUCUCGGAGAAAUCAAGAAAUUCGACAAGAAAACUCUAUAUUGCUGAAUCUUACUAUCGUGCUGGAGUGAUUUCGUUCAUGGGCAAUUACUAUGGCGCUAAGGGAGCUUUAAAUAUCUGGAAGCCACAUGUUGAAGGAGAUGACCAAUAUAGUGCUGCCUUAGUUUCGGUUACUAGAGAUGGAAACGACAUACAAGCUGGAUGGAUGGUCAAUCCAGGUUUGUUCAAGGAUACAUCGCCACGUAUGUUCAUAUUCUGGUCGAACAAUGAUGAUCCAGUGAGAUGCAUUAACACUCUUUGCCCCGGUUUUGUCACGACCGGAAAAUUACCACUUGGUGCACAGAUGUCAUGGAUUUCCCAAUACAAUGAUCCAAAUAAGCAACAUGUUAAACGGUUUCAUCUGUUCAGGGAUGCAAAUACUAAAAACUGGUGGCUUAAAGUGGGACGGAUUGGCGAAUUAGUCGGGUAUUGGCCAAGUGAGCUUGUUCCUAAGCUGACAUCUGAUGGAGCCAGGGAAAUAUUCUGGGGUGGCCAAGUGUAUCCAGUGAAUAAACGGUUGAGAAACCUAGAAAUGGGAAGCGGCCACUUCCCUGGAGAGGGCUAUGCAAAGGCAGCCUAUGUUAGUAAGAUAAUGUAUGCAUUACAUGAUGGACCUGAAUUGAUAAAUCCCUCCUCCGACCAAAUAGAUGAAUCCGUAGACAAACCAACAUGCUACGAUGUUGACCCGGAUGUACAAUACUCAGAGGAACGGGGAUAUUAUAUCUUCUACGGUGGAAAACCCAACAACUUUUGUCCUGAUUGA